CUAGCAGCCGAGGAGCUAGCUGCUGAGAGCUUGUCGAGCAAACACAACCGUUUUUACUUCUGUUUUUUUUUUUGUCCCGACUGUUUUUUUUUCACAUACGGUUAGGAACCAGAGCGUUGCUUCUUUCCGUUUGUUUUGUUUGAAUAAGAUGGUCGUUUUGACAAAUAACAAUGAAGAACAGGAUUAUAUCCUGAUAGAGGAGCGUAAAUGCACCUCUCUGCCCAGCUCUCCAGCCAAGCGAGUGUCUCCCACCAAAAAGAAGCAGUUCUUUAUCAAUCAAGCCAUCCGCAACUCUGACCUCACUCCCCGAGCCAAAGGCAAGAAGAGCCUCCGCCGACAGGAGAACACACGCUUUCUUGCUAAUCUUCUUGAGAGGGAUGAGUGCUCCAAAGAUGAUCUGGAAGUUUGCAGUAACCCAGCGAUCCCGUCCAUCUUCACUGAGGCCUGCACCAAUGGAAACUAUAUAGAGCCGUGGAAUGACUUCAUGAAUUGCUCCGGUGAGGAGCAGGAGAGGCUGCUGUCUCUGCUGGAGCAGGAAGGGGCCAAGAAGAAAAACACCAACCGGCCCCUCAAAGACGAGAGGAAUGUAAAUCCUGCCUUCAGCGCUCAGGACUGCUUCCAGAGAAUCGAUCGCAGGCUGCGAGCGACUCUCAAACGGAAACAAAUCCCCAUGGGAACUCUGGAAGUACUUGAGGAAAACCUUCUGAGCUUCUUCAUCGCUCAGCCUCACUCAGUUUACACAACAAACCUCGCCAGCAGCUUUGAGAGACUACUGCUUCACGCUGUCUGUCAGUAUAUGGACCUCGUCUCUGCAAGCACCGACUACAAAGGGUCGCGUCGGACUGAAGUGGUGAAUAAACAAGAACAGUUUCUGCCUCCGAUACUUCUGCUGUCUGCCCACUUGGAGCAGAUGAGCUGAGAUCAGGACCACGCCAUGUUUCCCUGUUUCCUCCGCACGGCUCUACUGCGGGCAGGAGCUUUGAGAGAUGUAGAUAAGGUGCGCUAUUUGUAUGUGAUGUCUGUGUAAUGUCCGCAAAGCUCAGAAAACCUUUACUCUGCUUGUUCUCUGGUUUUCUCUUGAAAAUUCUUCAUCAGUUUUAUCCAUAAACAUGUCAGAGUUCGGCAGUGUGUGAACAUGCAAAAUUUUACAUGUUAAACAUUAAAUUUCAUGGUGCAAAUAAUAGCAAGUAACAUAUUAUUAUGUUAAGACAACAUAAAAUAUGUCUCUUCAAUCUUGUCACACCUGUCAUUUCAAGGUAACAAGGUGUCACUUAACGGUUGUUAGUUAUCACAUCCCUAAUGAUUAGUUUUAUUCCUGAUUGCAUUAUGUAAUAUCUCGCAGUAUAACCAGCACCGGAGCAUUUCUCAUGAUCUGACUCACAACCACACGUGACUGUUGAGGUGGGAGCGUUUCCAUGAUCAAGUCAACAGCUCCCACUGACUGGUGAAAAGUAAAUAAUGACCUUAAUAUUUAUUUCAAUAAUGCACAAAUUCAUAUGUAAGGUUAAUGUGCAGCAAGCAGGAAAUUUAUUCACAUGAAGGUCCUGUGUGUGGUUUAUUUUUGCAAUAAUGACCCACUCACUAAACAUUAUCCUUCUUAUUACAGGGCUGCUUUCUUAAGAAAUAUAUAAUUAGACACAAAUUACUAAUUUGAUGUCAUUUUUUUAUAAAGUAUAUUAUUGUAUCCACUUAACUCAGUAAUGAUCAGAAAAAGUCCAUAGCAGUGGUCUGCUAUUCAGAAAUAACAGACUGUUGUAAAUUGACCGAUCAGGAUGGGAAAUACUGACAAUAUCUACCAAAAAAAUAGUGGAGAAUUUACUCGAAACCCAUUUGUAUAAAGUCCCUGUUCAGGCUGUAAGGAAUCUUGUGUUGCUCACGAUGAAUUAAAAACAGGAUAGUUACACACACAUCGCAUAGGUGCAGAGCAUUCAAAAAACAUUCAUGACAUGUUACCUUUUUUGCUCACAAUGAAUGACAUUUUGCUUAAGGUGCUUUGAGGAGGAAUGCAUCAGGAAACACAUCACUGCCUGCGGGAUUUGUCUGGUGAGGUGUGAAGCAUGAAUAUUAAUAAUCUCUCCACAUUAAAUGCACAGACACAUCACUCAUGAUCGUAGGUAAACAAGCAUCAAAGAUGUGAAAUAACAGCCUACGUUACGCUCGGGAAGUAAGUCUUUGAUUACUAUCUCUAUAUUAUGCGUGAGAAGAAAACUCCCUCUUUAGGUAAAACUUAUGGGGAUUUUUCUCUCUGUGCAUCUUUCUCUGCUAGUUUUGUCUCAUUUUAUUCGCAUUAUCUGAGGGACAAGCUUACAUUUUAACCAAACGGUGUCUACCAUGUCUUUUCUUUCACCUCCAAGCUUAAAGUGCAGGAUUGUAAGGCAGCAUGAUGACUGAACGCAUCCAAUGUGGACACCGAAUGCUGACGUGCUUCUGUCACUGCACACUGGUGUAGGCGAGGUGUACAUGUCAUACAGUCGCAGUCAAUAAUCAAAGAUUAAGUUAAGGAACUAUACCACAGUUAAAAAAACUGCUAAUAUGCCUGUGCAUAUACAUUUAUUCAUGGAUUUCUUGCUACAUGCACAACUACAACAUUUAAAGCCUCUUUUUUUUACAUGUAAUAUGGUUUGAAGGUAUACUGUAUGUGCAGUAGAUGUGUUACAUUGGUAGAAAAAUAACAACAUUUUAGGUGUUUUGAUGGUAAAAACCUGCUGAGUUAUGACUCUCAGGUAUGUUUCAUCUCAAUAUUAACGUACAGAAAAGCACUUCUGCCUUAUGAAUACAAGUUUCUAUGUUUUUUUCUGUACAUAUAUUUCUACAUUUGUACUUGAGAAGACUUUGGAAACAAAAAGAAAAUCUUGGCCUCGAUUUUCUUUUUAAACUGUCGUCGGCAGUGCAACAAAACUUGACCUGUUGGUGCAUUUUGUCAACAACCAAAGUUUGUGUGUUUGUUUGCGUGGAAAUCCAAUUUCUCAGGCUCUCGACUUCUCACUUUGAAUGUCAUGCAGUUUAUUUCGCACGUGUCAUUUUCUGUGUACUGUAUACUCUCUUCAAGAUAAACUUGUUUUGAUCAUCUUCAGCCCCAACACCGCGGGGUACUGCCAACUUUUUAAAUACAUGUAGAAGUAGUUGUGCUGUAAAAUAUGAACUCAGAUGAUUGACUUGUGCCAACAUUUGUAUUUAGAAGCCUGAAAUAGUCUGAAAGCUUUAUACACUAGACUAAAACAUCUUUGUGUAUUUAAUAUGUGUGUGCUGCAGUACCUAUUUAUAAUUAUCAUUGCAUCCAUUAAAGGAUAGAAGAUAUUUCUUCUCA
This is a messenger RNA of Plectropomus leopardus (leopard coralgrouper), 3307 nucleotides long. RefSeq names its product R3H domain containing 4 (gene r3hdm4). The record is from RefSeq and is a predicted model, not a curated record. Gene Ontology annotation, molecular function: nucleic acid binding. Lineage: Eukaryota; Metazoa; Chordata; Actinopteri; Perciformes; Serranidae.